Messenger RNA from Portunus trituberculatus (swimming crab), 2388 nucleotides. Its product is annotated as myosin heavy chain, non-muscle-like. The coding region runs from base 566 to 2179 and encodes 537 amino acids. The transcript has 16 exons. The record is from RefSeq and is a predicted model, not a curated record. NCBI's taxonomy places the organism in Eukaryota, Metazoa, Arthropoda, Malacostraca, Decapoda, Portunidae.
UGUGGAUGUGGCGGUUGACGUGACUAGUGGUUGUAUAAAGUGAGAUAACACGAGGACCCAGAUUGCUUCGGACUCACAGCGCGUGCCAUUAGAGAGAAUGGCGUCCCGGUGAAAGGCAUUGGGAGGCAGUCGGGCUGGCGUUGGUGGCCAGCCAGGAGGUGCCAGGGUGCGUCGGGCCUCCCAGGGCACGCCAGCAGCCACGCAACGGUACCACAAGGCACCAGGCAAGGUACCACGUCAUUCUAAGGCGCGCCUGACAAAUAUAUACGAGCGAGGACUCAGCAAAAGCGCCCCAGCUAGCCAGUCAGCCAGACAGCUAGGCAGCUACACCGCGGCUCGCAGCAAGAAGAGACGAAAUAUCUAGGUCAACAAACUUCAGCCAUCGAAGCGAGGUGUGGAGUCCCUGGGGAGGCAGCGCGGCCCCCAAGAGACGCCUCGGCCAUCCCCACCCCACGUCAGGAGUACAGCGAGGCAUUCAGGUGUGCCUGGGACGCCUUCCUACCCCGCCUACCCCGCCCUGCAGGGAGUGAGCAGACUAUUGCUGGGAGGAUGUGCUAGCAGGAAGAUGGGCUGCGGGAUAAGUACUGACGGAUAUCCCAACCAAGGGGGGCCGCCAGUGUACCCUCGCUCCCCGCAGAUCGCCUCUUUUGAGAAGACCGGCGCCAUGAACAACAACAACGAGAUCGUCCCCAUGGCCAACACGGACAUGGACGUCGAUCGCUCAAUGCUGCAAAAGUACAUUGAGAUCGAGCGCCAGAUCGCGGAGGAGGAGGCCAACAACCCAAUCCAGCCACUGGAGCUCAAAAUGGACCAGCUGGCUCGUCUUGGUCAGGAGAUCGAGGCCAUGGAGACCCAGUUGGCCGGCCUGGAGGAACAGACGAGGAAGGAGAAGAGUGACGUUGACCGCCUGGAGACCGCGGAGGGGGAGGUGCUGGCAGCGCUGGUGGAGAUGGCGGACGGCUCUCUGGACGAACAACUGAUCAAGGAGAAGGAGGAAUACGUGGCCGCCCUCAACAAGCAGGAGAUCGCCACGCAGGAGUUGGAAGCGCAUCGCAAACAGCACGAGCAGGUGUCGCAGGAAGUGGCGGAGCUGGAGGAGAAGGCCAAGAAACUCCACGAGCUGUACAAGGAACAUGACAACCUGCUGGACAAGCUGUUCGGCGGGGAGUACGGCUCGGUGGCGGAGAAUCAGCUUGAGGCGGAGCUGGAUGAACUGGAGGCGCAUCGGGGAAGGAUCAUGGAGGCUAACUUCAAGUGGCGACAGGCGCAGAUGAUGCUGGAGUACGCGUGCAAGCAGCUGGCCGUGGCGGUGCAGAAGUGGCAAGAUCUCCCCACUGUUCCUACUAUAGACUUGGAGAUCCGAUACAGCGUGGCGGCGGAGACGAGGAACAACCUGGUGGCGGCGGGGCAGAACAUCCAGGGGGCGCAGCGGUACCUGGACAACGUUAAGUUCCCUUACUGUGACCCCAACGAGAUGCAGACACUUGGCAAACUGGACGACCACACCUGCCCCGCCUCGCCGGCCUCCACUGGGCUCAGGACGGCCACGGAGUACGUAUUCACGGACAUGCAGAGCAACGAGAGGCACGACCACGCCCAGGCCUGCUACUCCACCACGCACAAGCGAGCCAACGCCCUCCUUCAGUGGUUUGACACGGUGAUCAACACGACCAUCAUGAAGGACCUGAACGACAUCAACGACAGGGUCAAGGACAAGACACUGGAGCUGAGGCGGGAACGUGUGCGCCUCAUCCAGGAUAAGGUGAAACAGCUUUGGGGGAUGGAUAUCGAGCUGGACUCUACCUUGAGGACUGAGGACUUCAACGUGGAGGAGCUGGCCAAGUUGAUGGUGACAGAAGGCCAGGUGGUCAAGGUGGAAGCUGGAGAUGCGGAGAGUGAGCGCGCCGGCACGCCACCCCUGCUCAGCCGUGACGAGCUGGCUCCAAUGCCUUCCAACACCGUCAUCUUCGGCAACAUGUAUGACCAUUACCAAGCCCAGCUCAGCACCCUGGCCAAGCAGCAUCAGGAGGAGAUGGAGCAGUUCAUGAAGGAGCAACAGAGCAAGACGCAGCGUAUGAAUGAGUCCCUACAGAUGAAGUUGAUGGCAAGGCGGCAGCGCAGAGCCAGGAAAAACGUGGAGCAGAUGCAAAGGACGGCACUGGAUUCUUCUGGGGAGUAGCAUCGAGUCGCCUCUACCUACUGUCCCUCCUUCUCCUCCUCCUCCUCCUCCUCCUCCUCCUAUCAUUUCUACUAUCAUCACGUGCUAUCGUUACCUGGACCACACUACCAUUGUUACCACAACCACUAACACUACUACUACUACCACCACCACCACCACCACCACCACCACCACCACCACCACCACCACAGUGAAGGCAGCAUCCACAU